Molecule: messenger RNA, 642 nt
Organism: Echinostoma caproni
Lineage: Eukaryota; Metazoa; Platyhelminthes; Trematoda; Plagiorchiida; Echinostomatidae
Source: the annotation of a GenBank genome assembly
AUGAACGACUUAACAUGUAAUAGCAUAUGUCAAUUACUGUGUUGUCCCCCAGUUCCUUCGAAGAUAGCGGCAAAAUUAGCAUUUAUGCCACCACCGGCUAGUUACCAAGUAUCUCCCUCAAAUAACACGGAAGUUACGAAGGCAAAAACUCGCAAGGGAAAUACUAUAGCUAUUUUGUAUAUGAAAACAAACCCACACACUAAGCUGACGUUUCUCUUGAGUCAUGGGAAUGCCGUUGAUUUGGGACUUAUGGUGAAUUUUAUGCACGAACUGGGUACCAAGCUCAACGUGAACAUAAUGUGUUACGAUUACUCGGGAUAUGGAGCUUCAUCAGGAAAACCACUUGAAAAAAAUCUGUACGCAGAUGCCGAGUGCGCCCUAGAUGUCCUAAGAACAAAAUUUUCGGUUCCACUGGACCAAAUUGUCCUCUACGGUCAAAGUAUAGGUACCGUCCCCACUGUGCACCUGGCGACUUUGCACCGAGUGGCAGCCGUUGUUCUUCAUUCGCCACUAAUGUCCGGUUUACGCGUGGCUUUUCCGAGGCUAAAGCGUAAUUAUUGCUGCGAUUUAAAUCUUAUGACAUUCUAUACUUUCCACAUGCAUCGAGCGUUGUCACUUAGGCUGGUACCUAAUACUGAUUAG